Molecule: messenger RNA, 3228 nt
Organism: Lineus longissimus
Lineage: Eukaryota; Metazoa; Nemertea; Pilidiophora; Heteronemertea; Lineidae
Exons: 1
Coding region: 1-3228 (1075 amino acids)
Biological process (GO): proteolysis
Molecular function (GO): zinc ion binding; nucleic acid binding; aspartic-type endopeptidase activity
Source: RefSeq, a predicted model, not a curated record
AUGCGUGCGCCGACCAUCUUGGACCUGUCUGAAUUCCUGCGCAAGAAAGUCCGGGCAAAAUGCGACCCAGAUUUCGGUGACCUACGCUCGACAGAGACCAAGGGUAAUUAUGGUAGCAACAGUGGCAAUAGUGGCAGUGGUAAGCAUGACAGGCGCUCCUUUGCUGCACAGGCAGUGAGGGACAAAGUUUUAGAAUGCUAUAUUUGCUCGGAGCCACACAAGGUUCCCGAGUGCCCCACCUUUGUCAGCAAUUCAAUCUCUGAGCGUCAGAAUCUUGCUAAGACUCAUAACCUGUGUUAUUCCUGCCUCAUCAAGGGCCAUCGUUCACAGGAUUGUAGGGGGAAGAGAAAGCGUGGGAAAGGUGGCUGCACUAGGUGGCAUCAUGUCUUGCUUCAUGUAGAUUCCCCACCUCCCGGUCCUUGGCCAGAUCCUCCUGCUACAGAUUCUUCCAGGCCUACUGUUGGUGUCGCCAAGGCUGCUCUUGACAAAGGUGGCAUCUUGCCUGUGGUUAGAGUUCAGGUCAGGUCGGAGAAUGGCAGGGUGAAGGAGGGCAAUGUUUUGCUGGAUUCAGGGUCGACCACCAAUAUUGUGCGGAGUGAUUUUGCUAAGGGAUUAGGCCUACAAGGUAGAAUUGAGCCUGUUGAGGUUUUGGUGGUUGGUGGUUCCCCACAUAGUCAACAGAACAGUCGUAGAUUGAAAUUCUGGCUUUCCCACUUGGAUGGGGGAGAAGAGCAUCUGGUCGAGGCCCAUGAGAUGGAUUGCACUGUAUCCGGGGUUCCUCCCUUGAAUGAGGACUAUUUGCGCUCUUUCUCCCAUCUCAGUGAUCUGGACUUGUCUCAUCCUGGGGGUCCAAUUGAUCUCAUCCUGGGGGUUCAGUAUAGUCACCUACACUCUGAAGAGGAAGUUAGGCGAGGCUUGGAUUUUGAACCUGUUGCAAAACGAGUCCCACUUGGAUGGUAUGUCAUAGGGGCUGAAGGAAAGGCUCCUAAGCGGGUGUCAGUCAAUCUUGUCAGAAAACUUGCCCCGUCUAUGUCUGACCUGUAUGAUCUUGAAGUGUUGGGAGUUAGAGCCCCAAGCUGUUCCUGUCCCAUUGAGCCCAUGUCAUCAGAAGACCGUAAGGCUCUGGAGCUUCUGGAAAGCUCUGUCAGCCAUGAUGGCGAUCGCUACAUGAUCGGUCCGCCUUGGAGAAGAGAUCCUUGUCUCUUGCCUGACAACUACAGUCUUGCUGAGAAAAGACUGUACUCCCUUGAGAAGAGCUUGUCUCGAGACUCUGACAAAGCCUCUUUGUACAAUCAUGCUGUGCAAGAAUACCUUGACAAGGGUUGGGCUGUCAAGGCAGGGCCCCGAGAGACUGACAAGAGACCGGUAUAUUACCUUCCACACCAUGGGGUGUACCGUCCUGAUAAGCCCAGCACCCCACUGAGGAUUGUCUUUGAUCCAGCGUCUAGGUUCCAAGGUGUCUCCCUGAAUUCCUUCCUUUACAAGGGACCCAACUUGAUUGGCAAUUUGUUGGGGGUGCUGCUCAGGUUCCGUGAGGACUUGAUCGCUAUUGUGGGGGAUAUCUCUAAAAUGUUCUUGCAGAUAAGACUAAAACCUGAAGACACCGAAGUUCAUCGUUUCCUAUGGAGGAAUCUAGAUGACACGAGAGAGCCAGAGAUCUACAAACUUACCAGGGUGGCCUUUGGUGACAAGUCUUCCCCUGAUAUGGCAAGCCUGGUGAUGCUGAAGAUCGCGGAACGCCACGAGACAUCCCACCCCGAUGCAGCCCAGAUCCUGAAGCGAGACCGGUAUAUGGAUGAUUUGAUCCAUUCGUGCGAACAGACGAGCCAGGCCAAGGGCAGGAUGGGUGAUCUGGACGAGAUCCUGGACACUGGGAAGUUUGGGAUCAAGAUCUGGUAUAGUAACUUGGCUGGUAAGGAGUCAAUGAGUCAGAAGUCUGAGGCAUGUGUUGGUGAGUCUGUUGAUCUCGGAGGUGGUGGUGAUAGCGUCAAGACUCUAGGUGUCUCCUGGAAUCAUAAGUCUGAUAUGAUUCAUUUCCGGGUCAAGGACCCCCCUUCUGAGUCUCUGACGAAGAGGUUGGUGCUGUCAUACAUGUCCACUCUGUUUGAUCCUCUUGGUCUGGCGACCCCUGUCACGGUCACAGCCAAGAUUGCUAUGCAAGAUAUCUGGAGAAUCAAGGAACUUGGUUGGGACACCAAUCUACCACCGGACCAGGUAAAGAGGUGGAGCAAGAUUUUCGCGGAUUUCAAGCAGCUAGAAACGUCUGUUGUCAUCCCCAGGUCUGUCAAGCCUGUAGACGCGUUGGGACAACCCCAACUUCAUGUGUUUGUUGACGCCAGCCUGCAUGCAUAUGGUGCCUGCGGCUACAUGUUGUGGCCAAUGCCAGAUGGCAUUAGUGUCCGUCUGUACUCGUCAAAGGCAAGGGUGGCCCCGCUACACCAGACUACGGUGCCACGCCUUCAGUUGAUGGCGGCUCUCAUUGGUUCCCGUCUUGCCAAGACCAUCCAUACUGAGUUGCGCACCAAGCCUGAUGUUCAUUUGUGGUCUGAUUCUCAGAUAGUUCUUCAUUGGGUGAAGUCUGAGUCGCUCUCUUUGAAACAGUUUGUUGGCGUACGCGUUGCUGAGAUUCAGUCCACCUGGGAUCCCUCGUUAUGGAAGUAUGUGCCCACAGCCCUAAAUCCAGCAGAUGAUCUUACCAGAGGACUCAGGCCAGAUGAGAUGACAGGUCGUUGGAUUGAAGGACCGGAUUUCCUGAAAAGGGGAGAGAUGCAUUGGCCAGACCAGACAUCACUGAAGUUAGCUGAUGUGGAUAGCGAGAAGAAACCAGACCGAGAAUUUCCCAAGAUGUCUUCAGCGGUUGUGAAGAUUGUCCCACCGAUCAAGAGCUACGCCUAUUCGAGUUGGCCCAGACUCAUCACGGUGACAGCCCUUUGUCUUCGCUUCAUUGGGAAUCUCAAGGCCAAGGUCAAGAAAGAAGAUGGAAGGACUGGAGAACUCGAACCGGGGGAACGCGAGAAAGCUGAGGAAUACUGGAUCUCUACUGCCCAGGAGGAGUUGACUGACUGGCAUACACGCUGCAAGGACCUCGCUCCCUUUCGAGACAGUGAGGGAAUGCUCAGGGUUGGGGGUCGUCUUCGCAAGUCCCCUCUGUCCUAUGAUGAAAACCAUCCCUUUCUCCUUCCCUCUUCGAACCACAUUUCCAAGUUGUUGAUGAGAGAUGUCCAUUAG